This is a messenger RNA of Cloeon dipterum, 1359 nucleotides long. RefSeq names its product phenoloxidase-activating factor 3-like. NCBI's taxonomy places the organism in Eukaryota, Metazoa, Arthropoda, Insecta, Ephemeroptera, Baetidae. Bases 12 to 1346 code for a protein of 444 amino acids. The record is from RefSeq and is a predicted model, not a curated record. The transcript is spliced from 7 exons. Gene Ontology annotation, molecular function: serine-type endopeptidase activity. Gene Ontology annotation, biological process: proteolysis.
UUUAAGCAGAAAUGAAAGUUGGUUUUUGUUCUUUUGAGAGCGAUUCGUUUUAUUCGUGGAAAGGAUUUCCUCUUCCUGUGUGCAGCUCUGAGUCAGAAGUCGGAAAAGAGGAGCGGUCGUCGAAGCCGCAGAUUGUCAGCUCGGAGGCGAAAAUGAACGCACACUUUCUGCUGCUCCUCGUGAUUCUCUCCUCAGAGUUGGGCGUGGAAGCGUGCUCGCGGCGGCGGAAGGGUUCGCGGCUGGCGGCACUGGCGCAGGAGGAAACGUGCGGGUGCGUGCCCUUGCGCACGUGUCCGCCCUUCCUGGCAGCACUGGGCACCAACGUCAGCAGGACGCGGCUGCGGGCCCUGCAGAAAGCCACCUGCGAUCCGAUUGGGGACCCUGACAACCCUGACGUCAAGUGCUGCGACAGAUUCCUCAAGGAAAUCGAAAUGGACAAUGAAGUGAUGGCGGACAAAAUUCCAACGAGGGCAAAGCUUGUUGAUUUUGAGAAAUUCUGCGGCCAGUUCGAGCCGAUGCUAGAUCCGAGGAUUGUCGGUGGAAAAGACGCAGCUCUUGGACAGUUUCCGUGGAUCGUCAGGCUCGGAUACACUGAAGAGCCAGGCAUGGACGUGGACGAUGCCAUUUUCCUCUGCGCCGGUUCCCUGAUCAGCCAUGAACACGUGCUCACGGCAGCACACUGCAUCGAGAGGCAAAAGCACCUUACACAAUUAGAGUGGGUUUUGCUCGGCGAGCUGGAUGACCGCACUGACCCCGACUGUGAGCCACUUCAGGGGUGUGCGCCGCCGACCCUGAAAAGAAGAAUAGCUUGGAAGGUGGCCCACGUCGAGUACAGCGCCAACACCUUCAAAAACGACAUCGGACUCAUCAAACUCGACAAACCAGUCAAUUUUACAAACUGGCUUCAUCCAAUUUGUCUGCCGAAGGGUCCAGGGGCGGAUCUUGCCAAUUCAAAAGCCGUCGUUGCAGGAUGGGGAAGGGUCGAGGCAGCCCUUAAUGGUCCGCCAAAAUACAAGAAUAAGCUGCAGUAUCUGUGGAAGCGGGUGCUGGCGGAGGACACGUGUGGGCAGCAGUACAAGCGGUCGCUGGGCCGUGGCCAGUUGUGCGCCGGCGGCAAGAAGGGCGAGGACUCGUGCGACGGCGACAGCGGCGGCCCCCUCGCCCGGCCCGACCCCGCGGACCCUGUGGGACCGUACACGCUCAUCGGGGUCGUCUCGUUCGGCGCCAAGGACUGCGGACUCGGCACCCUGCCCGGCGUCUACACCAGGAUCGACACCUACCUCGACUGGAUUGCCAAGGUCGCCGCCGCCGAUCCGAAAAACAUGUCGGUCACGAUCAGAAUGUAAAUAAAGUUAGUUC